This is a messenger RNA of Formica exsecta, 1604 nucleotides long. Its product is annotated as odorant receptor 4-like. The record is from RefSeq and is a predicted model, not a curated record. The transcript is spliced from 5 exons. Lineage: Eukaryota; Metazoa; Arthropoda; Insecta; Hymenoptera; Formicidae. Gene Ontology annotation, cellular component: plasma membrane. Gene Ontology annotation, molecular function: olfactory receptor activity; odorant binding. Gene Ontology annotation, biological process: detection of chemical stimulus involved in sensory perception of smell; sensory perception of smell. Bases 328 to 1557 code for a protein of 409 amino acids.
AAAUAGAUAGUCCACUUUCGAUUGCUUUAAAAUUAAAAAUUAAAAUAUUGAAAGAAGCUUAGUAUUUUACAAAAUUUAUACUCACUUCCGCGAAAGUAUCCUCAUGUUUCUCGUAUAAUGCAGCAUUUCAUCAAACUGGUAGGACAAAGCACCGGUCACAAACGAUUAUCGAUUGAACAUGCAAUUGUCCCUCUCAGGCAAAAAAUACAUAAAUGUAAGUGUUCGUUAAACUUCACUUGAAGUUGGCGCAGGCGCCUAUUGGAACACAAUCAUUGUCCGAAGCAUUGCUCACUGCGACAGUACGUCAAGUGCAUCCGUGAAGUAAUCAUGACGAAUCCGAAAUCUGUGCCAAAAAAUGCCGAUUCUAAAAAUAAUAAUGAUUACAGUCUUCAAUUAAAUCGGUGGUUUCUCAAGCCCAUCGGUGCUUGGCCGCAAGCGGACGCAUCAGGCAUUGUCUGGAAGAUUGUUGUGUCACUACAUAUUAUUAUUUGUGUAACUAUAAUAACAUUCAUAAUGGUACCAUGUAUGUUAUACGUGUUAUUAGAAGAAAACGAUAUCAAGUUAAAAUUGAGCGCGAUGGGACCACUGAUUCACAGAAUUAUGGGCUCGGUAAAUUAUUGGACGUUGCUAACACGCAGCAAUGAUAUUCGCGAUUGCAUACAACAUAUGGAAACUGAUUGGAAGCUCAUACGAAGGAUCGAAGAUCGGGAUAUGAUGCUGCAACAUGCUAAGUUUGGUCGCUUCAUCGCAGGGAUCUGCGGCGUAAUUAUGCAAGGAGGUACAUUCUUGUUCAGCAUAGCCAAAGCGAUAAAAACUACAACUAUCACUGUUAACAACGAAACAUUCACGAUGCAUCCGAUGACGUGUCCGAUUUAUAGCAAGAUCAUCGAUACGAGAUACAGUCCAGUGAACGAAAUCGCACUGGUUGUACAGUUCCUGUCGACAUUUAUAGUAAGUUCCUCUACUGUCGGUGCUUGCAGUUUGGCUGCUGUCUUCGCGAUGCACGCUUGUGGUCAAUUGAAUGUGUUAUAUACGUGGCUACACGAACUUGUUGGGAGCCAAAAGGAAGGAAAUCAUGUAGCUGACAAUGAGCGAAAAUUAGCUACUAUAGUGAAACAUCAUUUAAGAGUGUUAAGCUUUAUAUCACGUAUGGAGAGUAUUAUGCAUAAAGUCUCUCUUGUGGAAUUGAUGGGAUGCACGAUAAAUAUGUGCUUGCUUGGAUAUUAUUGUAUUAUGGCUUGGGAAACAUUCGAUGCAGCAAAAAUAACAUCUUACGUUAUCGUAUAUUUAUCAAUGGGAUUCAAUAUUUUCAUAUUUUGUUAUAUUGGAGAAAUUAUUACAGAACAGUGCAAGCACGUCGGAGAAAUGGCAUAUACGACUAACUGGUAUAAACUACAUUACAAAACUGCACGUAAUCUCGUUUUGAUUAUUGCACGAUCGAGUAAUGUAAUCAAGAUCACGGCGGGAAAAUUAUUUCAAUUGUCUAUUGCAACUUUUGGUGAUGUAAUUAAAACUUCUGUAGUAUAUUUAAAUCUUUUACGAACAAUGACUAUGUGAUAAAUAGGAUAAACAAUAUGCAAAAUAUAUUUUGUAUAGAACAAAUA